Molecule: messenger RNA, 4178 nt
Organism: Tripterygium wilfordii
Lineage: Eukaryota; Viridiplantae; Streptophyta; Magnoliopsida; Celastrales; Celastraceae
Product: pentatricopeptide repeat-containing protein At4g01570
Exons: 1
Coding region: 205-2700 (831 amino acids)
Molecular function (GO): protein binding
Source: RefSeq, a predicted model, not a curated record
UAUGCAAAUUCCAAAACGCCAACGCCCUCUCUUCUAUCGUCGCUUUGCUCGACUCCCGCUCGUACUGUGUUCUCCGAGAAACUCUUCCGUGUCAAUGUGUCAUGUCUCCUUCUCCUGCAACCACAGACGCUCUUCUUGUAUUAUCGCCGGAUAACCUCCUUUGUCAACGAAUAGAAGCUAAAGAAGAAGGCACCAGUUUGAUCAAUGGCAAGAUGCACGCCAUCCACAACCACGCAGACAACAGUAAUCAGACAAUUCAGGCGUUCAUAUUUUCUGCUUACACCUAAGAACCCAAAACCCAACUCCGCAGUACGCAACGCUACAACCUCAUCGACGUCUUCCUCAGCAAUCAAACUUGGGAAUGUACUCCUGGUGGCCUCUCUCACCAAAACUCUCACGGAGUCUGGCACUCGCGGGCUCGAUUCUCUCUCCAUCCCUCUAUCCGAGUCCCUUGUCCUCCAAAUUCUACAAAAGGGUUCACUUGAUACUUCAAAAAAGAUUGAUUUUUUCAAGUGGUGUUCUCUCAGGCAUAACUACAAACACUCCGCCUGCGCCUAUUCCCAAGUCCUCGGCACAGUAUGCCGCGCAGGGUUUCUCGAGGAGGUUCCCAAUUUGCUGAAUUCAAUGAGAGAUGAUGGAGUUAUUGUUGAUUCUGAGACUUUCAAGUUCCUACUUGAUUCUUUUAUUCGAUCAGGUAAGCUCGACAAUGCGCUUGAGAUUAUUGAUUACAUGGAGGAAAUUGGGGCUACCUUGAGCCCUCACAUGUAUGACUCCGUUCUUAUUGCUCUAUUAAGGAAAAACCAGGUGGCAUUGGCAUUGUCUAUCUUUUCUAAGCUCCUGGAUAGCAGCAAUGGUGAACACAAUGCCGUUGGCAGUACACUUCCUGGUUCUGUUGCAUGUAAUGAACUGCUUGUCGCCCUUAAGAAAGCAGACAUGAGGAAGGAAUUUAAAAAUCUUUUCAAUAAACUGAGGGAAAAGAAAGGGUUUAAUCUUGAUUCUUGGGGUUACAAUAUAUGCAUUCAUGCUUUUGGCUGCUGGGGAGACGUGGGUGCUUCUUUGAGGCUCUUUAAAGAGAUGAAGGAAAAGAGUUCGACUUCUGGCGCUUCUGGUCCUGAUUUAUGCACCUAUAACAGCCUAAUUCAUGUGCUGUGUCUGCUGGGGAAGGUCAAGGACGCACUUAAUGUGUGGGAGGAAUUGAGAAUAUCUGGACAUGAGCCAGAUGCCUUUACAUACAGAAUACUUAUUCAGGGAUGCUCUAAAUCCUAUCGCAUUGAUGAUGCAACACAUAUUUUUAGCGAGAUGCAGUAUAAUGGUUUCCAGCCAGACACCGUUGUGUACAAUUCUCUUCUAGAUGGGCUAUUCAAGGCAAGGAAAGUUGUGGAAGCAUGCCAGUUGUUUGAGAAAAUGGUUCAGGAUGGGGUGAGAGCCUCAUGUUGGACUUAUAACAUUAUCAUUGAUGGGUUGUUUAGAAAUGGAAGAGCUGAGGCUGGCUACACUUUAUUUUGUGACUUGAAGAAGAAGGGGAAAUUUGUGGAUGAUAUAACUUACAGCAUCGCAAUCUUGCAACUUUGUAAGGAAGGUUUGCUUGAGGAAGCUCUGCACUUGGUGGAGGAAAUGGAAGAAAGAGGCUUUGUUGUAGAUCUAGUUACCAUAACAUCACUUGUGAUUGAGUUUCAAAGACAACGUAGGUGGGAUUGGCCAGAAAAGCUCAUGAGACACAUUAGGGAUGGUAAUCUAGUGCCAAGUGUCAUCAAAUGGAAAACCGAUAUGGAGGCUUCCAUAAAGAACACACAGAGCAGAAGAAAGGACCACACCCCACUGUUUCCCUCUAAAGGCAAUGUCAAUGAGAUAAUGGGCUUAAUGGAUUCUGCUGACUCAGAGACAAACAUCAACCUUGGUCCAGAUAAUAGUGGGGUUGAGGAUGAAGAGGUCUCACAGAGUGACUCUGAUCAGUGGUCAUCAUCCCCAUAUAUGGAUCACUUGGCAAAUAAAGCAGAGUCCAGUGACCCUCUCACUCAGUUGUUUUCGUUAUCUAGGGGACAAAGAGUUCAGGUAAGAGGAAUUGGCUCUUUUGACAUUGAUAUGGUCAAUACUUUCUUGUCUAUAUUUUUGGCCAAGGGGAAGCUGAGCUUAGCUUGCAAGUUAUUCGAGAUUCUUAAUGAUAUGGGAAUUGACCCUGUGACUUACAGUUACAAUUCUAUUAUGACUUCUUUCGUGAAGAAGGGUUAUUUCAAUGAUGCAUGGGCUGUUUUUAGCGAAAUGGGGGAAAAGAUCCGCCCUGCAGACAUAGCAACAUACAAUGUGAUAAUUCAAGGCUUGGGGAAGAUGGGGAGGGCAGAUAUGGCUAGUGCUGUUCUGGAUAAGCUUAUGAAGCAGGGUGGUUAUCUUGACAUAGUAAUGUACAACACUCUGAUUAACGCCCUAGGGAAGGCUGGCAGGGUUGAUGAAGCAAACAAGCUUUUUGAGCAGAUGAGGACAAGUGGAAUUAACCCUGAUAUUGUCACAUUUAAUACAUUGAUUGAAGUUCAUACCAAGGCUGGUAGAUUGAAGGAUGCAUAUAAAUUCUUAAAAAUGAUGUUGGAUGCUGGAUGCUUACCGAACCACGUCACAGAUACAACUUUAGACUCUCUUGGGAAGGAGAUUGAGAAACUGAGGUACCAAAAGGCAUCAAUCAUACGACAUAAGGAUGAUUCUUCUUAAAGAAGACUCUUGCAUUGAUUUAAGAACAAUUGAAAGUUUCUGUGGCUUGCAAGAGCAUAAUAUGCUGAUUUCCUGUCGACAACGAAGGAAGAAAAAAUUGGUAAUCCAGUUUAUUAUGACAACAUGUCGGUCCUAAUGGUACCUAAUUUGAGCCAAUUUUCGUUGACCCGAAAAACAGGCUAGCUCGAAGUUGGGAUCAGUGACAGCCAUUUGCAUAUGGUUUCCCCUUGACAACAGUGGGUUGCUGCCAUCACAGGAUUCUUUGCACUGAUUGGAAGCUUCACUUUCUCAUAGAAAUUAUCCUUCAUAAAAAUGUGGAAAAUAAGCUGCAGCCAAGAAACAUGCGACUUUUCUGUGGAUGUAACUUAUCUUCAGUAAGUUAUUUUGUCGCUCUGUAGGAUACCAUUAUACUGAAAAUUUGAUUUUGUAAAUGGUGUUGUAUCUUCAAUGAAGGUUCAAACUAUUUAUAUCUCGUAAAUUCUACAAUACCAACCUUACUUUGUCACAAAAAUGCAACAUGGCAUGCUUUUGCUACCGGCAGCUGGAUGUUAUUUCUACAGUCCGGACUGCAGAAAAUGGUGAUCCAUCACAUGGCUGGCUGUGGGCUCUACUUGUAACCAGUGCGUAGUAGAAUGGCAGACUCCCUCAAGUUCCAUUUUUGGUCAAGUGUUCCUGCACCUUUCGAUAGGUUGAUUUGGUCAGAAAGUUGACAAUUAAGACUCUUGUUUUGUAUUAGGUCAAUUUUCUAUAUGGAAUUUACAUUUUUUUUUUUUCCUACUUGUUUUUAUUACUCCUAGAUUUCUUGAGCUGUGAUGGUUAAAUAUGCUUAAGCCAAAUACCCAUGAGAUUUUUUUAUAUGCUUUUGAGUACUGAUUUUGUUUAUUAUUAGGUUUCCUCUGUUGAUUUGAUCUGGGUUUUGUUUGUUGUUCCUAACGUAGGAGGGUCUGGAUUUGAAGGCUGCAAAUUUACAGUAGUUCCCUUCUUCCAGGGCUGAUUUUCGACAAGAUUUCUUUGAAGCAAAUCUUCCAUUACUUGACAAAGCGGCAGGAGAGCACAUCCAUUUGAGUUGCAUGGGUUAGAGUUCAACCAUUGUCCUGCAUCAUAAUCUUCCAAUCAUGCAUGUUCUCAUUCCACCAUAAAUACCUAGGUUUCCAUUUCCUCAAAUAAAUUUCUAAUGUAGUGUGUAUAUACACACACUACCCCGGACCCGUGCACCUCAUACUCAGAAGUUCUAUACACGGGAUCAGGAUAAAUCACUUAACGAGGGGUGACCCCAAACUGUUGGCGAGACGUUUUCAGGUGACCUAACACAAAAGUUCAUGAUAGGAGAUCUUGUGAGGCAUCCAAAAGUUAUUAAUUUCUGUUCCAUAUUGUCACCAGUUUCCUGGCUUAGAACAAUGAAUUGGUAUGAUCAAAGUUGCAUAUCGAUUGCAAAAAAACAAAAGAAGAGAUUCAUCUUUAUCUCCCAAAUUGGUGCA